CACGAAAUGCUCUAAUUUAUGAUAAGGUACAAUGUAUUUAAAGGACAGGACUAUUAGAUCAAAAAAAACUGAUUGUCUCAGAAAUUCUUUUAAUAGACUUCGUAGUUUUAUACGAAGUUGUUUUUAUACGGAAAGUGAUGAUUUCUAUUAUAAACGAAAGGCGAAUAUUAAUAGAAGAGAUGAAAAAUUUAAUCUUUUAUUAAGGAGAAAGAAUAAAGAGUUUACAUAUAAAAAUAUGGGCGUGAAAGAAAACGACGACCAAACUGAACACGGCAUUUACGACGAAGACAACGAUGAUGACGACGAUGACGUUGGAGAUGAUGGUGAUACUGAUAUUGACGACGAUAAUAAUAAGAUUGAUGAAAAUAUUGAUAAGAACGAAUAUAUUUUAAAAGAAGAUAAAGGUAAUUGGAAAGAACGAGAAAGAGGAAGAGACGGGAAUAAUUAUGAAAUGGAUGUUAAAGAAGGAGCUUCAAAUUCAAUUCAACGAGAAAUUGAAAAUGUUGAUAGUAUGUCUGGUAGUCAAGUAACAGUCUCUGAAAAAAGUUUGAAGUUGCAGCCUACAAAACCAGAUUACGUACCAAAUACAGUUUGGAAAGAUGAAGGAGAGAAGAAUCUACUUGAAAGUCUAAAGGAAAAGGAUUUAAAAGGCAAAGAAAGAUUGGAUAGUACAGAAUUUUACUACCUAAGGCUAAGAAAGAUGUUUUUAAAGAAUUAUGAAAAUAUUGAUCAUCUUUUAACAGAUGGAAAAGAUUUAGAUAUUAUGAAAUUACUUAGUAGAAUAAUUAUAAGAACGGCAAAUAAACUUAAAGAAGCAGGGAAAAAGGGACAUAAGAAAGAUAUGGAAUCCGUUCAAAGUAUUCUAGAUAGACACUUUGAGAAUAAAAAAACAAAAUUACCUGCUAUAAGCUUUGAGAAUUUAUAUGAUCGUUAUUUGACCAAUUACGGCAAAAAGCAAUAUAUUAAGAGACCUAAUGCCUCUACUCAAACCGUCAAAGUUUCAUCAAGACUUCUUGGAAUUAACGAUGGCAUCGAUAGGCCUAAAAAUAGCACAGAAGCGGAAGUUGAGAGAAAAGUUCAAAGCGCUAUGGAUGAAAUUGAAUCGGAUAUAUUUACAGAAACAAAUAUGAAACAUAGAAGAAAAAGAAAGAAGAUUUAUUAAAGUAAAAA
This is a messenger RNA of Dimorphilus gyrociliatus, 1170 nucleotides long. Lineage: Eukaryota; Metazoa; Annelida; Polychaeta; Dinophilidae. The record is from the annotation of a GenBank genome assembly.